AUUCUGAACUAUGUGAAGUGCUUCACUGGACCCAAUAUUAUGGCCAUGCACACAAUGCUAAUAAACAAACCUCCAGGUACUGGCAGAAAGACUUCCCGGCACCCCUUGCACCAGGAUCUGCACUUUUUCCCCUUCAGGCCCAGCAAUCGCAUUGUUUGUGCUUGCACUGCCAUGGAACACAUUGACYUGAACAAUGGCUGUCUGGCUGUCCUCCCAGGCACUCACAAACUUCCCCUGAAGCCACAUGACUACCCCCAGUGGGAGGGUGGAGUUAACCCCGUGUCCCAUGGGAUCCAGAACUAUGACCAAGACCAUGCCCGAGUGCACCUUGUGAUGGAGAAGGGAGACACCGUUUUCUUUCACCCAUUGCUCAUCCAUGGAUCUGAUCGGAACCAAACUCAAGGAUUCCAGAAAGUAUGCAUCCAUGUUGUUCCAGUUUUGAAAGAUGAAUGGGUUCAAAAGAGAAAAUCAUAGGUACAUGUAAAAGGAUAUUUUUAUGUUUCAAGCACGACUUGUGAAAGGAGAAAGAACCAACAUUUGAAACAGUCCUUAAUUUUAACUCUUUUAAAGGAAAUCAGAAGAAACUAGGAGUCUAAGGAAAAUGUUUUCAUAUUGGGAUGAUGUAAUCUUUUCUAUCACUUGUUAACAAA
Urocitellus parryii (Arctic ground squirrel) is the source of this 650-nucleotide messenger RNA. RefSeq names its product phytanoyl-CoA dioxygenase, peroxisomal-like. Gene Ontology annotation, biological process: fatty acid alpha-oxidation. The record is from RefSeq and is a predicted model, not a curated record. NCBI's taxonomy places the organism in Eukaryota, Metazoa, Chordata, Mammalia, Rodentia, Sciuridae. Gene Ontology annotation, molecular function: phytanoyl-CoA dioxygenase activity.